Nicrophorus vespilloides is the source of this 1608-nucleotide messenger RNA. RefSeq names its product ras-related protein Rab-37-like. Bases 397 to 1197 code for a protein of 266 amino acids. The transcript is spliced from 7 exons. The record is from RefSeq and is a predicted model, not a curated record. Lineage: Eukaryota; Metazoa; Arthropoda; Insecta; Coleoptera; Silphidae. Gene Ontology annotation, molecular function: GTPase activity; GTP binding. Gene Ontology annotation, cellular component: endosome; Golgi apparatus.
UUGGGAAACUUUAAUGAGAAAUGGUAAUAAAAACAUAGAGUUAAUCAAGCCAAAGAUAGGCUUAUCUCUGGGAAAGUUUUGAAUGAAAUAAGCGCAUUGGUAUUUGUGUUGUGUAUGUAUGGAAGUGGGUUUGCCUGGAAAAGCUGCGUCAGUAGUGGAAAGUUCAACACCAUGUUUUCAUUGAUCCCGUAUUUCCCGACCUAGUGCAAAGCCCGAAAGCCAACAUGGCGGCCACCUGAAGAGUCCCGAAAAUAAAUAAAGUGCAACAACGGAUCGGAAUCAGCCGGAAACGGAAAAUCCGGUUUUUACUGUGUGCUAGGUGUAAACAGAGGGAGAGGUGUGUGCAGCUGUUACAUAUGGUCCAUAUUGGGGGAUUACUGAUUACGGACUCUCUGGAUGGUGAACGGCAUGGCAACAGGAGAGAGCAGCAUGGAUGAUGAAGUCUUCGAGGUCGAUGGUUGCAGGAACCUGGAGGUCGACGGCGGACACCAGAGGACGACGCCGUCUCCUACCGGUUACAGGGACUACAAACCUCCGGACGAAGUCCUCAGGUUGUGCGAGACCGACCAUUUAGAUGAUACAGAGUAUCUUGUUCAUAAGACAAUACUUCUCGGUGACUCCGGGGUCGGAAAAACAUCGCUCUUAGUAAAAUUCGAUACCGGCAGAUUUCAGUCCGGCAACUUCUCAGCCACAGUGGGCAUCGGAUUUACGAAUAAAGUCGUGAACGUGGAUCAGACUAGGGUAAAGCUGCAGAUUUGGGACACGGCUGGACAAGAGAGAUUCAGGAGCGUCACUCACGCGUAUUACAGGGACGCGCACGCGUUAUUACUGCUUUACGAUGUCACCAAUAAAACGAGCUUCGACAAUAUCAGGGCUUGGCUGGGCGAGAUUCGCGAGUACGCACAAGACGACGUCGUCAUCAUGCUUCUAGGUAAUAAGGCGGAUGCUGGAGUCGAGAGGGCGGUGAGGCGAGAAGAAGGCGAAAGAUUGGCCAGGGAAUAUAACGUGGCGUUCAUGGAAACAUCAGCGAAGAGUGGCCAAAACGUCGAUCUCGCUUUCCUCGCAAUAGCAAGAGAACUGAAGUACAGACAGAGCGGCCAAAAGGAUGAGAACCGCUUCAAUGUGCAGGAGUACAUCCACGAGAAGCUUACGCAACACGACAGCAAACCGCAGCAAUGUCCUCCGUGCAACACCUGAACAAUAAACUGAUUAUCUGCAGAACACCAAAUAAAAAUACACAUUUUUUCGAUGGAUCUACAUUACAAAAUGAUUUUCUUCGAAUUUGGGUCUGAAAUACUAAAUUGUUAUACAUAUAUACAUACAUUUUAGGGAACUUAUAUAUCUACAAAUAAAAAUAUAUUGAGGUAAAUAGUUGAUAAGCUAUUGGGGAUACACAGGCUGAUAUAAAGUGAUAUAUUUAAAGAAAACUUGAUAAAAAACAAUAUUUUUUUGCGACUUUUCUCGAAUAAUGUUACAAAGUUUUCUUUAAGUAUUUGACUUGUUCAAUCAUCCUUGGGAUACAGCACGCAUUAUCGACUGACUAAUAUAUUAUAGAAAUAGGAAUAAAAUUGAUUUGCUUUUUACAGAAAUUUCAAUAAUUAAGAACUA